Messenger RNA from Trichoderma asperellum CBS 433.97, 3599 nucleotides. RefSeq lists its product as uncharacterized. Gene Ontology annotation, cellular component: peroxisomal matrix. The record is from RefSeq and is a predicted model, not a curated record. Lineage: Eukaryota; Fungi; Ascomycota; Sordariomycetes; Hypocreales; Hypocreaceae. Gene Ontology annotation, biological process: protein targeting to peroxisome; protein catabolic process; protein processing. Gene Ontology annotation, molecular function: ATP-dependent peptidase activity; ATP binding; ATP hydrolysis activity.
UAAACAUGACCUAGAUAGAGACCCGACUUCAGUCGCCGCCGUCACGAGAUUCCGCACGGCAUCUCCAUCACCAGCGCCGGCCAAUAGGCGCUCCGCAUAUUCAGCCUCGGCAAGAUUCCAGCCGGGGGUCGCAUAAUAGCCUGGAACUGGGUGGCCGGGACGCCAGUCAAACCACGGAGCAUGAUCGCAUAAGCCGGGGUUGACAUCAACAAUAAUUCGCCGCCUCUCUUGCUUCAUACCCUUCCAUCGCGUUCUACACAAGUCUUCCCACGGCGACCAGUCAAUACCCGGGCCACUUUGCUUUUCUUUUCUUGUCCUCCUCUCAUUCAUGGCGAUAGCGUUGCGUUGACUUGUUCCUGUGUUUCUGCGCUCAUCAACUCCAACUCCAACAUUAACACCAACAUCAUCACUAAAUCGCAUACGCCAUGGGAAGAUCCCAGACCGCGACCCUCCCGCUAAUUCCUCUCCCUCGCGGGACCGUCCUGCUGCCCGGCCUUGCCUACCGCGUCACCGUCAACUCCAGCCGACCCGACUUGCCGGCUCUUCUCGCCUACGUCUACGAGCUCGCCGCAUCAAAGGGCCCGGAUGGCCGCAUCGACUCUAUCCCGAUAGCAUGCGUGCCGGUGUCUUCCCCGCUGGUCGGCCCGGACGGCCAGCUCCUCAUCACCAAUGGUGAGGACCCAGAGAGCGCCCGGGUCGACUCGAUCAACCCGGGCACUGCAAAGAAGGACGAUUUGUUUGGCUUUGGAGUCGCUGCCAAGAUCGUCGGCAUUGAUGGACGCGGGUCUGGCGAGUUCGCGCUGCGGGUUGAGGGCACAAGCAGGAUUAGAUUGGACUCGAUAAUUCGCGAGCGUCCUUUUUUCGAGGCAAAAGCAACUUACUAUGAAGACGAAGUCGAUGUCACCGAUAAGCAGCUGCAAGACCUGUUCAGCCUGCUAAAAAUGCGCUCAAGAGAGCUGGUCACGAUUCUUCGCAUCUCAUCAUUGCUUCCUCGCACAGGCGGCCCGGCCCUCUCCCCCGCAGUCACAAAACGAUUAGAAAUGCUCAUAAUCAGAAGGGAGCUGAAAGAGGCUGGCCUGCUGGCUGACUUCAUGGCCAACCUUCUCGAUGGCACUCAUGAAGAAAAGCUCGGCAUUCUAGCCGCCCUAGACACCAAGGUUAGGCUCACCAAGGUUAUCGAGCUUCUGGAGCGCCAAGUUGGCGGCAUCAAGAACAACUUCAAGAUUACUACAUUCACAACAGUUCCGGUCCAGAUAAUCGAUCGGUUAAAUGAGAACCCUACUAGAAGGCCAAAUACAAUGCCCCCAAUGGCGGGGAUGGGGCUUUUACCACCCCCAGGAGGGAAUGAUCAAAACGAAGACCAAGACGCCAACGAGCUUGAUGAACUUAAGAAGAAGCUGUCGGCAGCAAAGCUACCACAGGAAGCCUCCAAGGCCGUGGAUAGAGAGCUGCGCCGGCUGCAGAGAAUGCCGCCUAUGAAUCAAGAAUACCAGGUCACGAGAAACUGGCUGGAGACGAUAUCUGAAAUCCCAUGGACCGCGGCCACGAAUGAUCGACUAGGGGCCGAUACGCUGACCAAAGCUCGACAGCAGCUUGACCUCGACCACUAUGGCCUGGACAAGGUCAAGAGGAGGCUUAUUGAGUACCUGGCUGUCUUAAGGUUGAAGCAGUCCAUCAGUGAUGAUAUGGAGGAGCAGAUUCGCAAGGCAGAAGCUGAUGCCGCCGUCGCUGAAAAGGCCAUUACCGAGGGCAAGAGCAGUGACACCGCCAAAAUUGCAGACGAUGUUGCUCAAAACAACGCCAGUCGACAAGAGGCGUCCGAAUCUGAACUCGCCAAGCUCCAGAUGCUCAAGUCGAAGCGCACAGUCGACAAGUCACCGAUCAUGCUCCUGAUCGGACCCCCUGGUGUAGGAAAGACCAGCUUGGCCAAGUCGGUUGCAACUGCUCUGGGCCGCAAGUUCCACCGCAUCUCCUUAGGCGGUGUCAGAGACGAAGCUGAGAUCCGUGGCCACAGGAGGACUUACGUGGCGGCCAUGCCUGGGCUCAUCGUGCAGGGCCUCAGAAAGGUCGGUGUGGCGAAUCCAGUCUUUCUGCUCGACGAGAUUGACAAGAUUGGCACGGCGAGCGUACACGGCGAUCCCUCAGCCGCCAUGCUCGAGGUUCUAGACCCGGAGCAGAACCAUAGCUUCCAGGAUCACUACGUCGGCAUGCCGGUCGAUCUGUCCAAGGUCCUCUUCAUCGCCACCGCCAACAGCCUGGACACCAUCCCCGGUCCUCUGUUGGACCGCAUGGAGAUGAUCUAUCUUCCUGGCUACACCACGCUUGAGAAGCGCCACAUUGCCAUUCAGCAUCUGAUCCCCAAGCAGCUCCGGUCCAACGGAUUGGCGGACGACCAGGUCGAGUUCAGCCAGGAGGUGGUGUCCAAAAUCAUCGAGUCGUACACCCGUGAGUCAGGGGUUCGCAAUCUGGAACGUGAAAUUGGCUCUGUAUGUCGCGCCAAGGCUGUCGAGUACGCGGAGGCGAGAGACAAUAGCGCCUUGGAGACGUACCGGCCGCAGCUCACGCUCGAUGACAUUGAACAGAUUUUGGGUAUUGAGAAGUUUGAAGAGGAAAUCGCCGAGAAGACGAGUCGUCCGGGUAUUGUAACGGGACUUGUAGCCUACAGCACCGGCGGCAACGGCAGCAUUCUCUUUAUUGAGGUUGCUGAUAUGCCCGGCAAUGGACGAGUGCAGCUUACGGGCAAGCUAGGCGAUGUUCUCAAGGAAAGUGUUGAAGUUGCUCUCACUUGGGUUAAAGCUCAUGCCUAUGAGCUGAGCCUAACCUCCGAUCCACACGUCGAUAUCAUGAAGGAUCGCAGUAUUCAUGUCCACUGCCCCUCUGGAGCUAUUCCCAAGGAUGGGCCCAGCAGUGGUAUCGGUCAGGCCAUCGCCUUGAUCUCCCUAUUCUCUGGCAAGCCAGUGCCACCUACGAUGGCUAUGACGGGCGAGAUAUCCCUCCGCGGCCGAGUCACCGCUGUCGGAGGUAUCAAGGAAAAACUCAUCGGGGCCCUCCGAGCGGGGGUUAAGACAGUGCUACUCCCAGCACAGAACCGUAAAGACGUCAAGGAUCUUCCUCAGGAAGUCAAGGAUGGUUUGGAGAUCCUCCAUGUAAACCACAUUUGGGAUGCGAUCCGACUGGUCUGGCCUGAUUCCCAUUGGGCCGAGGACCACCAGUUCGCUGGCCUCGAGAGCCGUCUAUAAGGGUUGUUCGUUUUGUCUGCUGGCGUCCCGGGAAUUCGGUCCUUGUGUCUUGCAUUUAUAAGGUACCCUUGUUGUAACCCUAAUCCAGCAUCAUGUACAUAAAGGGAGAUGGGAGCGUGGCAUAAGCUGAAAUGUAUCAGAUCUGAGACAAAAUAUCAUCAGAUUAUACAGAUGCUUAGUAUUGUACGAUGCUUCUCACUACUGCUGCUACCAGCAAUAGCUGUUGAUUUGAUUUGCCUAAGACAAUAAUAUACAAUUACUUGUAUCUCAUCUGUGUCUACGCUGUUCUGGCAGUCCGCAAUGUGGGAUAAGAGUGUUCGAGUUUUCUUUUCCCUUUCCCAUUUUCAAAAAUGGUCAGUG